Messenger RNA from Nestor notabilis (Kea), 1875 nucleotides. It is a transcript of the gene MYRFL, whose product is annotated as myelin regulatory factor-like. Gene Ontology annotation, cellular component: nucleus; endoplasmic reticulum membrane. Gene Ontology annotation, molecular function: sequence-specific DNA binding; DNA-binding transcription factor activity. The annotation marks the transcript as partial. The record is from RefSeq and is a predicted model, not a curated record. NCBI's taxonomy places the organism in Eukaryota, Metazoa, Chordata, Aves, Psittaciformes, Psittacidae. Gene Ontology annotation, biological process: positive regulation of DNA-templated transcription; protein autoprocessing. The transcript has 17 exons.
AUGUCUCCUGGCAGUAGAAACGAAAAUCUCUUUUUCAUCCCUAGGCAAAGCCAGUUGCCAGACUCCCCACCGGAUUCUGGAUCGGAACCAUGUUCUCCGCCACAGCUCCAGACAACUGUUAACGACUGUGCUGCUGAAGUGCAAGAAUAUGACAGUGAUGGACAGAAUGCAGCUCUGGAAAAAUGCUGUCAAGCUCUAACAUGGCAACCAUAUCAAACUUCUCAGUGGAACAGCUUAUUUAACUCUAAUUAUGAAAAACUACCUGCUGUUGGAUAUCACAUUGUCACAGAUAAAGGAUUUAAUUUUUCAGUAACAGAUGAUGCCUUUGUGUGCCAAAAGAAGAAUCAUUUCCAAAUCACAGUCCAUAUUAGAAUCACUGGACAUCCAAAAUAUGUCAGAACUCAGCUCGGGGGGAAACCAAUAGAAAAGUUUUGCUUGAAAGCUUUUGGAAUAAAGGUGGAAGCUCCAAAUCAAACAAUUGCUAUUGAACAGUCUCAGUCAGAUCGAAGCAAAAAAACUUUCCAUCCUGUUAUAGUUGAUCUGCCAGGGGACCAGACAACUAAAGUAACACUGGGAAGGCUGCAUUUCAGUGAAACAACAGCAAAUAAUAUGAGAAAAAAGGGAAAACCUAAUCCUGACCAGAGAUACUUCAUGCUGGUAGUUGGACUGUAUGCUGUCUCUCAGGACCAAUUCUACCUCCUAUCUGCAAGCAUCUCUGAAAAGAUCAUUGUGAGGGCAUCUAACCCAGGGCAGUUUGAGAAUGACAGUGAUGUACUGUGGCAGCGAGGACAUGUUCCAGAGACAAUAAUCUAUCAUGGUCGAGUAGGAAUUAACACAGAUGCGCCAGAUGAAGCACUGGUUGUCUGUGGAAAUGCAAAAGUUAUGGGCAGAGUCAUGCAUCCAUCUGACAGCCGAGCAAAGCAGAAUAUCCGGGAGGUCGACACAAAUGAGCAGUUGAGAAGAAUAACACAAAUGAGGCUGGUGGAGUAUGACUACAAGCCUGAAUUUGCAUCUGUUAUGGGAAUAAAAAACACCCAUGAAACAGGAAUAAUAGCUCAGGAAGUGAAGGAGCUUUUACCUCAAGCUGUUAGAGAAGUUGGAGAUGUUGCUUGUAAUGAUGGAGAAAAAAUAGAAAACUUCCUCAUGGUUGACAAGGAUCAGAUCUUUAUGGAGAAUGUUGGUGCUGUAAAGCAGCUUUGUAAACUAACCAACAAUCUUGAAGUCAGAAUAGAAGAAUUGGAACAGUGGAAUAGGAAACUGGCCAGGCUGAAACGAAUGAACAGUUUAAAGUCAACUUUCAGUGAAGAGAGCAAAGUCAGGUGUAGUCGAGCUACCAGUCUUUUGCCAUCAAAAAAAUCAGUCCCACUAAAAUCCAGCAAGGUUUGUUUGUCAAAGACAAAAGGGUCUUGCUCCAUGAAGGUUUUCCGGGUGACAGUAAUAGCUUUGAUUGCUAUUAUGGCACUAUGCACUACAAGUUCUGUUCUACUCUCUCACUCUACUACCACAGCAGAAUUUCAUGGGGAAAGCACAAUUUCUCAGAGCACUCAACCUGUCAGUGGGAUCCCUGAAGUGAAUUUCUGCGACAUUUUGCCUUGUGACAAGGUCUACUGUUGUCCAAUUCAUCAACCAAAAGUCAGAUCUCCAACUUACGAGGAAACCAAUGUAAAGACGAAACGGAUUGAUACAACAGUCAGUUCCAUACGGAUUUUGGAAACUCAGCAAAGCAUUGACAACAGCUAUUGUAGUAAAAAUCUACAGUGCAGCAAAACCAGCAGGACGAAUUUCCUAGAAACCACACAGGGACGUCAGCAUAUUUGGACUCUCCCUGUAGCUAAAUUGUAUGACAGCGCCUACUAUUUCCGUGUAGCUGUACCG